UGGGGCGCUGCCGAGUCGAGCGGGGACGAGCCGGGCCCCAUGCGCCUGCCGGGCAUGUCCCAGCCCUUCCUGCUGGCUCCCAUCGCCGAGUGUUCCCCGGGGCCGCCCGGCGCCGAGCUGCGGCUGGCAGUGCUGGGGGCCCGCGGCGUCGGCAAGAGCGCGCUGAUCGUGCGGUUCCUGACCAAGCGCUUCAUCGGGGACUACGAGCCCAACACGGGCAGCCUGUACUCUCGCCUGGUGCGGCUGGACGGGGAGCAGGUGGCCGUGCACAUCCAGGACACGCCGGGCUGCCUCCAGGUGCAGGAGGACUGCGUGCAGGCACCGGACGCGCUGUCGAGGUGCAUGAAGUGGGCAGAGGGCUUCCUUGUGGUCUACUCCAUCACGGACCCCGGCAGCUACCAGGCGGUGCGUCCCCUCCACCAGCACAUCCGUCAGCUCCACCCCGACGCCCGAAUCCCCAUCGUCGUAGUGGGGAACAAAGCGGAUCUCCUCCACGCCAGGCAGGUGCAGGCCAAAGAGGGGCUGCAGUUGGCCAACGAACUGGGCAGCCUCUUCCUCGAGAUCUCCACCAGCGAGAGCUUGCAGGGCGUCUGCGAGGUGUUCCAGUACCUGUGCCGGGAGGUCAGCAAGCUGCAGCACGCCGAGCGCCGCCGCCCGACCGUCAUCCCGCGGCCGCGCUCCCCCAACAUGCAGGACCUGAAGAGACGCUUCAAGCAGGCGCUGUCGCCCAGGGUCAAAUAGAGCUGCUGCCGGGGUCUAGGGGAAUGCCACAGACUUUAUAUUUUUGUAAGCUAGUGAAUAAAUAAUAAAAACAAUCUUUAUUUUUGUAAUAAUGCCAACGGUAUGGAAGUAAGUAUGUUGGAGUGUGCGGUUUCCUUCUCGUUCUCAUUUCUUUGUGAUGGGUUAUUUUUAACAAAAAAAAAAAGAAGAAGAAGAGAAAGAGAGAAAAUGCUGCAUAGCAACUGAAUGGAGAUGGUUGGAGAAGGGGAUUUGCAUUUGCCAGGAGGUUUGGUUCUGCUCUCUUGUGGGCUGGGGUUUGCAGCUGUACUCUGCUCAAGUGAUUAUUUGGGCAUCGGUUUCCUGCUUGUAAAAUGGGAAUGGUGCUGAUGCAGCACUCAUGUAAAAUGCUCAGCCAGCCUUUGGAGGAAAAAGGAAAAGAAAAAAAAGCCAUAUUAAACAUGAAAACAUAAAACUGUCUGUAAUAAUUCCGAUUAUCAUCUUUCCUCCUUCUUGCACCUACAAUCAGCUGAGCAAUGACAUGCACUUAGUAGCAUGCUGGUUUCUGAUCUACUGCAUUGUAGACCCAUCCCAAAGUGUCCCAGGCCCCAGUGCUGAGCAGGACGGGGCUCUGCCACACAUCACCAUGGGAUAAAGAUGAGCAAUCUGCAGUGGAGGUGUGUGUGGGACUGCUGCUGCUUUCUCUGGAGAAAUGCAAUUGGGGGGACUGGUGUGUGGGCUCCAUUAGAGAAAAUAGCUCAUUUAGAGGGAAUCACAUCUCUAUCCUCUCCAGGGCCAUUUUCUAGCCAUUUGGAAACAGGUCAGACUAUAUACUCUGAUUUUACGUAAGCCCUACACCGAUCGGAGUGUUUUUCAGUAACAGUUUGCUGGCUGUCUAAGCACAGAACGUGGGCUUUGCACUUCAAAUGUGCCUCUGAAGUAUGUG
This is a messenger RNA of Meleagris gallopavo (turkey), 1663 nucleotides long. RefSeq names its product RAS like family 11 member A (gene RASL11A). NCBI's taxonomy places the organism in Eukaryota, Metazoa, Chordata, Aves, Galliformes, Phasianidae. Gene Ontology annotation, molecular function: GTP binding; GTPase activity. The record is from RefSeq and is a predicted model, not a curated record.